Molecule: messenger RNA, 954 nt
Organism: Phyllostomus discolor (pale spear-nosed bat)
Lineage: Eukaryota; Metazoa; Chordata; Mammalia; Chiroptera; Phyllostomidae
Product: ankyrin repeat and SOCS box protein 5-like
Exons: 8
Coding region: 1-954 (317 amino acids)
Biological process (GO): positive regulation of protein catabolic process; intracellular signal transduction; protein ubiquitination
Molecular function (GO): protein binding
Source: RefSeq, a predicted model, not a curated record
AUGAGCCGGGUCCGCCUCAGCAGCGGCUGGCUGGAGGUGCCCUGGGGAGACGGCGACCUGGGUGCCGAAAAAGGUUUGGGGGAGAGGGUCUGCCCGGAAAACCAGGAGGCGGAGGGUUUACCUGGGCUCAGAGGCGCCUGUUUCCUUUCUUUUCCGGCAGGUUCCUGGGCCGACCGCUCACCGCUACACGAAGCAGCGAGCCAAGGCCGCCUCCUCGCCCUGCGAACGUUGUUAUCACAGGGGUAUAAUGUAAACGCGGUGACCAUCGACCAUGUCACCCCGCUGCACGAAGCCUGCCUGGGCGACCACGUGGCGUGUGCCCGGACUCUUCUGGAAGCUGGAGCUAAUGUCAACGCGAUCACCAUCGACGGCGUGACCCCGUUAUUCAACGCCUGCUCGCAGGGCAGCGCGAGCUGCACAGCACUCCUGCUGGAAUAUGGCGCCAAACCCCAGCUGGAGUCCUGUCUUCCUUCUCCCACGCAUGAGGCCGCCAGCAAAGGUCACCACGAGUGCCUGGAGAUACUGAUAUCAUGGGGCAUAGACGUGGACCAGGACAUUCCUCACUUGGGGACGCCUCUGUACACGGCCUGCCAGUCUCAGCAGUUCCACUGCAUCCGGAAGCUUCUCUACGCUGGCGCUGACGUGCAGAAAGGCAAAUACUGGGAUACGCCGCUCCACGCCGCCGCCCAGCAGUCCUGCACGGAAAUCGUCAGCCUGCUGCUGGAAUUCGGGGCCGACAUCAACGCCAAGAACACGGAGCUUCUGCGGCCCGUGGACGUGGCCACCUCCAGCAGCCUGGUGGAGAGGCUGCUGCUUCAGCGCGAGGUGACGCCCAGCUCCCUGAGCCAGCUCUGCCGGCUGUGCAUCCGCAGCUGCAUCGGGAGGCCGCGCCUGCACCUCAUCCCCCAGCUCCAGCUGCCCACGCUGCUGCAGAACUUCCUACAGCACCGAUAA